Molecule: messenger RNA, 3542 nt
Organism: Oreochromis niloticus (Nile tilapia)
Lineage: Eukaryota; Metazoa; Chordata; Actinopteri; Cichliformes; Cichlidae
Exons: 2
Coding region: 34-3441 (1135 amino acids)
Biological process (GO): DNA integration; proteolysis
Molecular function (GO): nucleic acid binding; zinc ion binding; aspartic-type endopeptidase activity
Source: RefSeq, a predicted model, not a curated record
GCAGCAGUGGCUCCAGGCCAAUAGGUUAUAGCAAUGCAGAAAUCAGCCAAGUCAAGGAAACCUCAAGGGCCAACAGAUUUUCCCCCAGAGGAGGCCCAAGAUGACGGCAACCUGCCAGAAGCUACGGGUGAGCAGAGCACGGAAGCACAAAGUCUCUCAGAGCUCUCAACUUUAUUAAAAGGCCUGAUGCAACAGCAUGCUGACCGUGAGGCAAAAUGGGAGCAGGACAGACAACGCCAGGAUGAACGGUGGCGUAGAAUGCAACACCAGUUCAGCCAACUGCAGCAGGAAGUCCAGUCGGAGCGCCGGGAGCAUCAGAUGCUGUGGGAAGGUGCAGUAGCUGAUUCCGGAGUGCCUCCGAGUCCCUCAGUGCGGCAAAAGGUGCAGCAACCUGUUCAACAGCGAGGAAACCCCCCUGAAUCUUCGGCAGCACCACAUUCAUCCAAUCUGGGCAGAGCAAGUGGUUGGAAAGGCCCGAAGAUGCAGCCCUAUGGUGAGGAUGAAGAUAUUGAACAUUAUUUAACCACUUUUGAGAGGAUUGCAACAGGAUGUCAGUGGCCACAAGAAGAAUGGGCACUGCAUCUGGCUCCACUUCUUAGUGGUAGAGCACGUGCGGCAUAUGUUGCUAUGGACACUGAAGAGACAAUGGACUAUGAUAAAGUAAAAACCGCCGUUCUUGAAAAAUUUGAAAUAAGUGCUGAGACUUACCGAAUCAGAUUCCGCAACAUGACGGUGAAGGAUGAUGAGACACCCAAAGAGCUGCGAACGCGCCUUAAAGACCUAUAUGAAAAGUGGAUGCUUCCAAAGGAGAAGACAAAGGACCAAAUAGGAGAUGUCAUAGUGAUGGAGCAGUUUCUCAGAGUUCUUAACCCAGAGCUGAGGACCUGGGUGAAAGAGCGCAACCCCACCACUUCAAAAGAAGCUGCAGAGAUGGCAGAGGCUUUUCUUGCAGCCCGACGCCCACAAAAAGGGUACAUGGUAGGAAAACCAAGUUCAGCCCCUGUAUUUGUGGGUAAGUCAGGGGGUGGUAAUGGGUACAGAGCUAAAUGCCCUAAACAAAGUUCUCCAAUCACUAGCAGUAGCCGCGCUAGAGAAGUAAAGCAGAGAGGCCCGUUAGUAUGUCAUGCCUGUGGUCAAGCAGGUCACUUUAAGGCAGAUUGCCCAGGUCAGCAAGUCAGUAAGACUUACAUGUGUCUUUCACCUCAGUGUUUUGAUUUGGUAGAGGAGGAAACUGAGUCUCUCGUAUCCUCCAGUGAUCAGGAGCACACCAUCUGUGUUUUCAUUGAGGGAAAGCCAUGUGUUGCCCUCUUGGAUUCAGGCAGUAGCCGCACACUUGUCAGGCAAGAUUGUCUCCCUAGUGACACCACAUUUUGUGGUAAAGUUAAAGUCUGGUGUGUUCAUGGUGAUAAUGUUGAUUAUCCUAUUGCCAAUGUUUGCCUUCAAGUUAAUGAAAAGGAGUACGCACUUACAGUAGGAGUAAUGGAUAAACUUCCCUACCAGAUUGUGUUGGGCCGAGACAUGCCAAUUCUGGGAGAGUUAUUAGCAAGGACAGAGAAGGACAGAGAAGAGAAGAAUCUGCAUGUUCAGUCCGAAGGUCUGCUAGUAGUCACUAGGUCUGGUAAUAACGCUUCUCAUUCAGAGCUAGGUUUGAGUGAGUUGCCCGACGCAGACAGUGAAAUUCCAGAUAUUGACAGACUAAAUAGGCCACAUAUAAAGAAAAGUAAAAUGCAGAGAAGACAGGAAAAAGUGAGGGGGACAGAAAUUGCUGAGUCACUUCCUGAACCAGAGAUUGAUGAGCUCCUGGUUGUUCCGAGCAAUAUUGUCCAACUCCAAAGGGAGGAUCCCUCUUUAGCACCCCUGUUUGCUAAGAGCACCCAAGAAUCAGCUCAGAUUACAGACAGAGUACGAGAAGUAUUCAUUGUAAAAAACGAACGACUGUAUCGCCGUAGCAAAGUCGGUGACCAGUUGGUUGUUCCCAAAAGCUUAAGGCCUAUAGUUUUGCAGUUGGCUCAUUCAGUUCCUUGGGCAGGCCAUUUAGGACAUCUUAAAACCUUUUCCAGAAUGGUAACUCGUUUUUUUUGGCCACAGCAAUUUUCAGACACUGUCCAGUUUUGUAAAUCAUGUCCACAGUGUCAGUUGACAGCCCCGAGUAAGAAAGGAGAUAGAGCCCCACUCAUUCCUAUGCCUGUGAUAGACAUCCCCUUUUCUCGUGUUGCCAUGGAUAUUGUUGGCCCAUUGGAGAGAAGUAGUUCAGGGCAUAGGUACAUUCUAGUGAUUUGUGAUUAUGCAACAAGGUAUCCUGAAGCUUUCCCAUUGAGAAGGGUCAAAGCCCGCCAAAUAGCUAAUUGUCUGAUACAGAUGUUUUCAAGGGUGGGUAUUCCCAAAGAAAUCUUGACAGACCAAGGCUCAAACUUCACUUCCAACCUGUUGAAGGAAGUCUACAAACUUCUGGGAAUUACCGGAAUCAAGACGAGCCCUUAUCAUCCACAAACUGAUGGACUUGUUGAGAGGUUCAAUAAAACCCUGAAAUCAAUGCUGAGGAGGUUCGUAAGAGAAUCAGGAAAAGACUGGGACCAAUGGCUUCCAUUUUUGCUUUUCGCCUAUAGAGAGGUACCACAAGCAUCAACUGGAUUUUCUCCGUUUCAGCUCUUGUACGGCCAUAAUGUCAGAGGUCCACUGGAUGUACUUAGGGAAGCUUGGGAGGAAGCUAGCCCUGAAAAACAGUGCUCUUCCCUCUCUUAUGUGUUGAAAAUGAGGGACAAGCUUGAACAGUUCCAGGAACUGGCUCAUUGUCACCUAGUAAGUGCCCAGCGACGUCAAAAACAGAACUAUGAUAAGACAGCUCGCAGGAGGACCUUUAAAGAAGGACAAAAAGUGUUGCUCCUUUUGCCAACCACUGAAAGCAGCCUGUUAGCCAAAUGGCAGGGGCCAUUUGUGAUAAACAGGAAGGUUGGCCCUGUCACUUAUGAGCUCAACAUGCCAGAUCGUCGGAAAAAACACCAGGUGUUUCAUGUCAACAUGUUGAGGGAGUGGACUGAGAAGCCGGAGCAAUCACUUCAGUUGUGGGCUCGUGUUGUACUGCAUGAAGAAGAGCCUCAAGAGCAAUUCUUUCCCACCAGUACUGAAGAAGAGCUAUUUCCGGAUUUGAGCCAUCUACCACCAGAACAGCAGGAGGAGCUCGCAGCCGUAAUGCCACAGGAGCUUUUCAGCACAAAGCCAGGUUACACCCAUCUUAUUCAACAUGACAUACGCCUGCGUUGUCCGAAUCAACCACCCAUCAGGGAUACCACCUCCAGAGUUCCAGCAAAGCUAAUGCCAGCAUUGAAACAGGAGGUGGAAGAAAUGCUUGCAACAGGGAUUAUAGAGCCAUCUAGAGAACUAUGCCUUUUGGACUACAUGGAGCUCCAGCCACGUUCCAGAGGCUGGUGGACUUGGUUCUGAAAGGAGCUGAUGGCUAUGCAGCAGCAUAUAUUGACGACAUUGUGGUGUUCAGCGAGACAUGGGAGGACCAUGUGAAACAUCUGGCUGAUGUCCUGCAACGC